This is a messenger RNA of Tachyglossus aculeatus (Australian echidna), 926 nucleotides long. Its product is annotated as hemoglobin subunit alpha-D-like. The transcript is spliced from 5 exons. The record is from RefSeq and is a predicted model, not a curated record. Gene Ontology annotation, molecular function: oxygen binding; heme binding; iron ion binding. Gene Ontology annotation, biological process: oxygen transport. Lineage: Eukaryota; Metazoa; Chordata; Mammalia; Monotremata; Tachyglossidae. Bases 187 to 774 code for a protein of 195 amino acids.
CCGUUACUCUUGCGGUUCUUACUGCACGGUGCGGGCGCGCGGGGCGGUUUGGGCGCGCGGGGCGGGUGAUCGGUUUUUGCGCGGUGCUGUGCUGUGCGGUGCGUUGUGAGCCGGUCCUUCCGGGGGAGGUCAAGGCUCAGCCUGGUCCAGCCUCCAGCUUCUCUGGAUCUCCAGGGGCGCGGGGGGAUGGAUCCCCCCUCCCCCAGCCCCCACCCAAAGAAAGAGGGGGAGCCCCCCCAGCUCCCACCCAGGGACCCCCCAACGUCCGCCCUCCGGAUCAGGCGACUGACUAGGAGCCCUACCAGCGCCUCGGUGCAGGUGACGGAAGUCGAAAUGGCCAACAUCCAGAGUAUCUGGUCCAAGAUGAUGGAGAACCUGGAGAAGAAUGGCAUAGACAUCUUCACCAGGAUGUUCAGAGAGUACCCGGAGACGAAGAAGUACUUCAAGAACAUCCCGUUAGAGGGAAACCUGCAGGAAAACCCUCUCCUCCGCUCCCACGGCCGCCGCGUCAUGGUGGCCCUCGACCGCAUCAUCCAGAACCUGGACAACUGGAAGCAAGUGUGCAAGAUUCUCAACCCCCUGGCCGAGAAGCACAAGAUCAUCCACUCUGUGGAGGUGCAGAAUUUCCAGUUCAUGCUGAAGUGCGUCGGAGACAUGUGCCAAGACUCCCUGGGCCCCGGCUACACCCCGGAGAUGGCCGAGUCCUUUCAGAAGCUGCAGUCGUCCCUCUACGAUCAGGUGGUCAUUACCUACCUGCACGCCAACUCCGACUAGCCCGCGAGGAAGCUCUGAGGGAGAGGGAGCCUGGGAAAAAUAUGGCCACGAUGGGAGGGUUAGGCUGGUCCAUGGCCAGGGCCACGGUGGGGCGGAGGGAGGAAGGGGGGUGGGCCUGUGUUCAGAAGGGAUGUCAGAAAUAAAUAGCUACU